ACACCAUCGACUGACGAUGGAGUCGUUCGCCGGCCGAGGCCCAGCCGCCGCCGCGUGCGGCGACGACGGCGGCGGAGACCGCCGCUUCCCCGAGCCACCGACGCGUCACGCUCGUGCAGAAGACUCGUCGGCGAUGCUGGUGAUCAGGGACGCGCUGCUGUCGCAGCUCCAGAAGGACAGACUUCGCCAGGAGAUCAUCCUGGCCGAGCUCGCCAAGAUUGAGCGCGCCAUGGCCCUGCGCUCCGCCGACGCCGAGCGUGCUAACCCGGUGGCGCCUUUCCCCUUCCUCGAGGAGGAGACGCCGCACAGCAGCGAGGUGGUUGGUCGUGCAGACUAUGGUAUUGUCGCCGCGGGUGUACAACUCGAGUCCCAGAAGCCUGCCACGGAAGAUCUCGUCCGUGAAUGCCUGAAAAGUUCUUGUGGUGCCGGUAACGCUGCAGGUCAGCAAAAUGGAGCACUUGAUGAGACCAAACUACAAGGACCCAAUGAGACUACGUUGCCUAAGAAGACGACGCCUUCUUUAGUGAAAUGGAGCUGCGACAUCUGCCGGGUGGAAGCACCCACCGAGAGCCACUUACAACAGCAUUUUGCAGGGCAGAAGCACCGGUCUAAAGUAGCAGCCUUGGUAUCAAGAAACGACCCCAACAGUCAGAAAGCAAAGGCACCUGCUGCGAAAUCCGAAAAUGUGCGGCAAUAUGACCAAAAACCACGUCUAUCUUGGAUCUGCAGGUUCUGCCAAUCCAACUGCACCUGCAAAUCAAACCUGGACGACCACCUGAGAGGCAAAAGACACAAAGCAAAGAUCCAAUCCUUGCUGGAAGAAUGCAAGAACAUGGCACUGAAUUACGGGUCGCUGAAUUCACAACCAAACAUUGUGACACUAGAUGAAGAGAGCAACCCUGCUUCAACAUGGAAUUGCAGCCUCUGCCAAGCCAAGUGCAGUCGUCAGUCAGAGUUGGCGAACCACCUGAGAGGCAAGAGACACCAGCUUAAUUUUCUGGUUCUACAGGUAGAAGGCAAGCAGUAUCUCUCAGAAUGGGGCUGCGGUAUCUGUCAGGCCAAAUGUAACUCUGUAUCUCAGUUUGAGAAUCACUGUAGCAGCAGGGGACACCAACAGAAGGUAGAAGCUCCACGGAGAGGAGGCCAAAUUUCGAGCUCAACUGGUUCCAAGACAGCUAAGGGUGCAAGCUCUGAGGAGACGGAUAUACAUAGGGUGACAUACUUCUGCAAGCUUUGCGAUUUGCACUGCAACAGCAAGAAUACACUAGCUGAGCAUCGGAAGGGGAAGAAGCACACAGAGAAGGUGGAGCAACGGAUGUCGUUGAGUUUUUGCGAGAUUUGCAAUCUGCAAUGCAACAGCGAAAAGAUGCUCGCUCACCAUCGUACUGGGAAGGGUCAUCUGUCAAAGCUCAAUAACUAAUGAUUGGAGAGGCUGUGGAGCGAGAAAUGCCAGGACCAUCCAUUCAUCUUGAAGAUAUUCAAUUGGAUUUUCAUUUACCAAGUCUUACAACCUAUUAUUUGACAUGAAAAUUUAUUUAACAUAAUUUAUGUUGCUGCUACUUUAUUGCGAUGCUUGCAUCAGUUUGAUCAUGAAUGUCUAG
Molecule: messenger RNA, 1601 nt
Organism: Sorghum bicolor (sorghum)
Lineage: Eukaryota; Viridiplantae; Streptophyta; Magnoliopsida; Poales; Poaceae
Product: zinc finger RNA-binding protein
Exons: 2
Coding region: 17-1420 (467 amino acids)
Molecular function (GO): zinc ion binding; nucleic acid binding
Source: RefSeq, a predicted model, not a curated record